Molecule: messenger RNA, 1108 nt
Organism: Hermetia illucens (black soldier fly)
Lineage: Eukaryota; Metazoa; Arthropoda; Insecta; Diptera; Stratiomyidae
Product: aldo-keto reductase family 1 member B1-like
Exons: 6
Coding region: 84-1037 (317 amino acids)
Cellular component (GO): cytosol
Molecular function (GO): aldose reductase (NADPH) activity
Source: RefSeq, a predicted model, not a curated record
UGAGUAUAAAAAGCUCCCCAUUUGAGGAGACCCAACCAGUGUACUCUCUGCUUGUGAUAGUUCUGGUUUGAGGUGACGCAGUCAUGGUGCAGGUUCCAAAUAUAAAACUCAAUAAUGGGCUUGAAAUGCCGGCGUUGGGUUUGGGAACGUUCCAGUCCAAGCCAAAUGAAGUUGCUGCAGCAGUAGAACAUGCAAUUGAUGUUGGAUAUCGACAUAUCGACACGGCAUUUGUUUAUGGAAAUGAAAAAGAAGUGGGGCAAGCAAUAAAGAAGAAAAUCGCAGGAGGCGUUGUAAAACGUGAAGAUAUUUUCCUGGUAACGAAGUUAUGGUGCAUUCAUCACGAACCAUCUAAAGUGGAAUAUGCUUGCAGAAAAUCCUUGGAAAACCUAGGAUUGGAUUAUAUUGAUUUGUAUUUAAUGCACAAUCCGGUUGGAUUCAAGUAUGUCGAUGAUUCUACACCACAACCAAAGGAGGAGGGGUCAACGAAUGUUAUUACAAAUGAUGUUGAUUAUGUAGAUACUUGGAAAGCCAUGGAACAGCUUGUAAAAAAAGGACUUGUUCGCUGCAUUGGAUUAUCAAAUUUCAACUCCGAACAAACAAAACGAGUUGUCGAAAACUGUGAGGUUAAACCAGUUACAAACCAGGUCGAGUGCCACCUUGAACUCAAUCAAAAGAAGUUGCGUGAGUUUAGUGCUAAAUAUGGAAUUGUGAUAACAGCAUAUUGUCCCCUCGCUCAACAUAAUGCAGCUGAAAAGAAACCAGCAUUUAUGUAUGAUGAUCGCACCGCGGCGAUCGGCAAGAAAUACAAUAAAACACCAGCACAGGUUGCAAUAAGAUAUCUGUUCCAGAUUGGCACCAUCCCUAUUCCAAAAUCAGUAACCAACUCAAGAAUCGAUGAAAAUAUCAACAUAUUUGAUUUUGAGCUAUCACCGGAAGAUAUGAAAGUGCUGGACGGAUUCGAUUGCGGGAACCGAAUUGCCAAAUGGUCCUUCAUUAAUCCAAGUCACAAGUAUUUUCCGUUUAAUGCAGAAUUUUGAAAAUUUGAAAAUGUUCAGAUAUAUUCAAUAAAAAUAAGUGAAAGUUUGUUUUGCACAACUCCAAAGAUACA